Tupaia belangeri chinensis (Chinese tree shrew) is the source of this 2858-nucleotide messenger RNA. RefSeq names its product ribosomal protein S6 kinase like 1 (gene RPS6KL1). Lineage: Eukaryota; Metazoa; Chordata; Mammalia; Scandentia; Tupaiidae. Gene Ontology annotation, biological process: protein phosphorylation. The record is from RefSeq and is a predicted model, not a curated record. The transcript has 11 exons. The coding region runs from base 89 to 1720 and encodes 543 amino acids. Gene Ontology annotation, molecular function: ATP binding; protein kinase activity.
GCUGGCGGGGGUGCAGGGGCGGUGGCGGCCGGGAGACGCCGGGCCUGGCGGACCGAGCUCCUGGCUCGGGUCCCAGCCCCAGGACACCAUGAGCCUGGUGGCCUGCGAGUUCUUCCCCAGCCCCUGUGUGGAGCCUGAGCCCUGCUCGCGAGUGCGGUCCCAGGCCCGCGUGUACCUGGAGCAGAUUCGCAACCGGGUGGCUACAGGGGCACCCGACAUGACCAAGCGCGAUUACCUGGUGGAUGCAGCCACGCAGAUCCGGCUGGCCCUGGAGCGCGAUGUCAGUGAGGACUACGAGGCGGCCUUCAACCACUACCAGAAUGGUGUGGACGUGCUGCUCCGCGGUGUACAUGUCGACCCCAACAAGGAGCGGCGCGAGGCCGUCAAGCUGAAAAUUACCAAGUACCUGCGGCGAGCCGAGGAGAUCUUCAACUGCCACCUGCAGAGGACACUGGGCAGCGGAGCCAGCUCUAGCAUGGGCUUUAGCAGCCUGAGGCUCCGGCCCAUCCGCACACUGAGCUCUGCCCUGGAGCAGCUGAGGGGCUGCAGGGUGGUAGGGGUCAUCGAGAAGGUGCAGUUGGUCCAGGACCCAGCAACCGGAGGGACCUUCGUGGUGAAGAGCCUGCCCAGGUGCCACGUGGUGAGCCGGGAGCGGCUGACCGUCAUCCCACAUGGAGUCCCCUACAUGACGAAGCUGCUGCGGUACUUUGUGAGUGAGGACUCCAUCUUCCUGCACCUGGAGCACGUGCCAGGCGGCACGCUGUGGUCCCACCUGCGCUCCCAGGCGCACCUGGCUGGCUCCACCCAGGAGAGGACGAAGGCUCAGCUCAACUCCCACGGCGGCCUCCAGACCCCGGCGCGGCUCCCCGCAGGCCGCACACCCAGGCAGGACGGAAUCCAGCCGGAGCCUCCUCGGCCUUCUCAGACCCUUCCCCCAGCCAGGGCAGCCCGGUCCAUCAGACCCCAGAGAGAGGAUGAAGGGGAGUCCACGGCCAGGGCCGGCACCAACUGCUCCUCGGACCUUCCAAAGGCUCCACGUGGCCGCCUCCACCCUCAAGCCCGGCGGGCUGGCCAGAGCUCGGACUCCGGGUCCCCCUGGGGACUCUCCUGGGUCCGUGAGGGAGCUGGCCGGGUGCUGGGAGGCUGUGGCCGAGGCAGGGGUCAGAGCCGCCCCUGGGCAGACAGGGCCAGCCCCGGACGUGGCGAGGCCGCCUGGCGCGUGGGGGAGGAGCAGGUGAAGCAGUGGGCGGCCGAGACGUUGGUGGCACUGGAGGCGCUACACCAGCAGGGGGUGCUGUGCCGGGACCUCAACCCCCGGAACCUGCUCCUGGACCAGGCAGGUCAUAUCCGGCUCACGUAUUUUGGUCAGUGGUCAGAAGUGGAGCCCCAGUGCUGCAGGGAGGCAGCCGACAACAUGUACAGUGCCCCAGAGGUGGGUGGGAUUUCUGAGCUGACUGAGGCCUGUGACUGGUGGAGCUUUGGGUCUCUGCUGUACGAGCUGCUGACUGGAACGGCACUGUCCAAGAGCCACCCCUCAGGAAUCCAGGCUCACACCCAACUGCAGCUGCCCGAGUGGCUCAGUCGCCCAGCAGCCUCCCUGCUGACUGAGCUGCUACAGUUUGAUCCUGCCAGGCGCUUGGGCACUGGAGGAGACGGUGUCAGCAAACUCAAGUCCCACCCCUUUUUCAGCACCAUCCAGUGGAGCAAGCUGGCGGGGUAAGAGGGGCAGAGCGGGCAAGGGAAGCAGCUGGCCUGGCCUGGAUCUCUCCUCCCCACCUACCACCCCAGAUGGGCUCCUCUGUCAGUGGGCUUGUGUGAAGAGGUUAGGGCAUGGCCUUUCCCACUCGGCUCCACCUUGGGCCUCGGAAGUAAUAACCGCCACUGCCCAGCAAGGGCCAGCUCCCAGAGAAGCUGAGGGAAAGGGCAGUCUCACCUGCCGAGAGGCUUGCAUCAAGACACCUGCUGAGCCGACCGCAGGCUUUUGGGACUCACUGCCGUGUUGUGCCCCACUCGGGACGUUUCUGGAGAAGCAUCUCAGGACACUGGCCCACUGGCUCAAUAGACUCAACCCAGACUGUCCUAGCCAGUCAUCUUAGGCAAGCUGUGGGCCUCCUUCCACCGCCUGUCCCCGCAGGGCACGGGGAGGUGGGGAGCGGUAAAGUCUGUGGCGAGAAGGGGAGCAGAUGGCCCAUCCCACUGCUGAUCAUGACCCAGGCUGUGAUUCAGACUUUGGAAGACAAGAGGGAAGGGGGGAGGGGGGAGGGGCUAUGAGGGAGGGGAGAGGCAGGGAGGGGGUGGGGAGUCGAGAGGAGCACACUGUGCUGCCACUUGGAACAAGUUUGUAAACAAUAGAGUGGCCGUGCAUGGAGAGGGGAGCCUGGGAGAAUCCAGCCUCCAGGGUGACACCCAGUGGGACGCGCUUCUCAGACACUGGUCGGUUCACCAUUCACAUUGGGUCCUGAGGUUCCCGUCAGUCCUGCCCACUGUGACUGCAUCCCCUCUUGGAACGAGAAACCACAAAACACAUGGAGCAAUUACCCAUGCUUUUAGCCAAGAAGCAAGAUAUUUCUGGUCUCUGAAGAACUGGAGAAAACGAUUAUCCCAAAGAAACCUGCCCAUCCUAGGCUUGGGGGCACCUCUCAACUCCCUGGGGUGGCUCCCGAGACACCCACCUGACCUCAGCCCCAGCCAGUUCUCUCCAGCGUCUCCACCACCACCAGGGGGCGCCUCUGACACUGCUGGCCAGUCUGGCCUUGAAGGCUCGCUCAUCCCUGGGGACUGGGUGACCGGGACAGAGAGGACAUGGGAAAGCACUGCCUGUGUAUGACUCCCCAUGGCCACGGCCUAAUAAAGCCUGC